GGUUAGCUCAGGCGCAGGACCGCGCAGCUUCAUAGUUAGCCCAGUCGUUUGUUUGCAAUUUAAAAGAAACUUAGGUAAUCCAUUUAUUCAUUUGUGCGAUCUGUUUUGGCGGUUUCGUCGACAUGGUGUGUCAAUUAACUCAAACCUGUCCGAUUGCGGAAAAUAAUUAAUUGUCAGUGGAUGAAAGAACUUUAAAGCAAUGGAACAGGAGGGACCAACAAACGUCAAAGCGCUGAGGGCAAUGUUUCAAGAGGAGGCCAGAGUCCUGUCUCUUGUUCAGGCCAGAGACCGACCUGCCAUUGCUGAGAAGCCCAGACGGCUCCCACCAACUGUCCCUGGGGGGCGAAGCAGUUCCCUGAUAAGCCCCGUCCAUAAGGCUGUUGAGAACAGUACAAUGUCUGUCGUCCCCAGGGUCAUCUUCAGGGAUGGGACCAGGUCGUCUCGGGGCAAACAGCCAAUCCCUUUUUCUGCCCUGAUGUUGCAGGCCACCCCACCCAAUCCACCAUCGCCAACACCGCCGCCUCUACCCCCACACCAGAAUGGUCACCAGGAAGUCCACCAAAAUGGUCACCACAAUGGUGGAGAACAGAACAGUCACCACAAUGGUGGAGAGUACUACACAGCGACAGCCGUGCAGUCCUUUAAAGGCUGUUACAUUCCUUUCAGACUGACUUGCCCACCGAUGAAGGAACAGAAAAAAGAACUCCCAAUUCAUAAAGAGGUUCCACCGCAAAUGAAAUGCAAGAAAAAGAGUCUGCUGCUUCAGCACGCCUUUAAGUCAACCAAAGUAUCCAAGGCUGCUGGGGAAUCGACAGAGGAACCGACAAAUGUUUGUUUGACCAACGACAGAGAUUUAGGAGGUCCAGGAAAGCUUCUCUUGAUGAACAGGCAUAAGACUGAGGAUGGCCCGUCUCUUCAGGCAGAACAUUCCAGCACAGAGGGCCUGUCCUCAAGCCCAGAGAUCCUCAUCACCCCUCCACUGGAUGAACGUGGUGAGGAGUCUACCUCUAUGGCUAGCACGACCCAGUUCUUCAGCACAUUGGAGAAAGCUAAGAAGCGGUUUUCCCCUAAGAACCUGUUGGUGUAUGCCAGGCCCAGGAGCCUGUGUUCCGACGGAGUACAUCAUCUCCCAGACCAUAACUCUUCUACAGACAAGGGCGCAUUUAGAUCUAUAGAUCAGGAGAAUCAUGCCCCAGACCAUAACAUUCCAGCAAGUCUUCCCACCUGUCCCCCACACUUAGCUGUAGUUUCAGCCCAGCCGUUCUUCAAGAUGAAUGUCUCUCCUCAUCAGUUUCCAUCAAAGAGACGCUUUGACCGGGAGAAGGCAGGUCUUCCCCCUCCUCCUCCACCUAGAAAACCUCUCCCUGACCGGGGGCGUCUUGGACCAUCGCCAGUGAAACCUCCAAGACCUCCAUGGGUAUAUCUCAGUUGUUACCGUCCGACCACAGAACAUGACCGAGCUAAGAUUGAACCUGACUCGUGUGUGGAUCCAGACUCUGAGCCUCCAUUCAUUUAUAAUCCCGACCUGGUUGCCCCAGAGUUUCCAGAUUUUGAGCUGAAUUUGAAACAGGAUACAGCAGAAGGCAAUGCAUUAAAUCUUGCAGCUCUAGAACUAGAGGCUACAGAAUUUGGAAGCCCUGAUCUUCCGAUAGAUUUCAGGUUUCCAGGAUUUCAAACCCCUGGGCUUGAGUUACCAUCUUGUGAGCCUCCUGAAAUUUCCAGCUUUGACUGUCAAUCCCUAACUCCCAGCAGUCAUCAUGAGCUAGUUUUUCCAGACCCAGUGAUUAUUCCAGAACCAUCCUUUCUAGACUUCUGGGAUCAAAAACGGGCGUUUCCUGCUCCGGUCCUUGACCCGCCGACUCUUACCGAGAUGUCAGCUGACAUGGUGUCUGUUGAACCCCUAAUUACAGAGAAUGUUGAUCAUGACCCUGCAUCAGUCCUGAAUGAAGACCUUCAACCACUGUCAAGGGUCUGUUACCAGGAGAACUAUUAUGAAACAUGUGACAAUGUGUAUGAAGUUGUUGAGAACAUCAACAAGUUCACUUUCAGUCAAAACUCACGCAAACAGAAAGGGACGCCAAAGAAUCCAUAUGGAACUCCUCAUCCAAUGAAGGAGGAACCUCGAGUGUACAUAUGGCCCCGUAAUUCAUGUAAGGAAAGGGCAAGCCCUGAGAACCAAGAAGACCGGGAGCAGAAGAAGAGAGAGAAGCAUCGCCUGGAGAAGGAGAAGAAAGAGCAGAGGGAGAGGGAGAAGAAAGAUGGUGAAAUGAAGAAAAAAUUCAAAGUGACGGGCCACGAGGAGGCGUUGUAUCACGCCCGGGUGACCGUGGCCAGUAAGCUGCGUAAGAAUGACCUGCCAGUGAAGAGCGGUGACACUGUGGGCAUCAUCCGCACCACCAACUGCCCCAAAGGAAAAUGGCUGGCCCGUGACACUAACCACAAAUAUGGCUAUAUCUCUGUGAUGAAUGUGGAGCUGAAUAUCAAAGAGAUCCUGGAGCUAGGGAAGAAGGCUCAGGCAGCUGGUCGAGGAGGUAACACAGAGGGAGAUACCAUCAGUAUUGGUAGCAGAUCGUCUAAUCGCUGUCCCAUCCCAAACAACAGUUUCACAGAUGACGAUGAGGAGUGGACGCUGGACGAGGAGUACCUGUCCCCCCCUCCGGAGAAUCGCAUUCACAAUCGGACUGUCUCAAUGCCUGAUAUGUUAUGCUGCCAGGCUAAUGUCCAGCACACCCUUAGUGAUGUCAGCACAGAGGACCUGGACACACAAGCCAGACAGAAGGCUCUUCAGAGGUUAGCCAUUUUCUUCCAGGACAAAGAAGACAUGACCGAAAAUGAAGAGCCAUUCAAUUCAAUUGCUGAAGCUCAUCGCGUUCUAAGUGCCGUGGCAGAGCCGCAGUACUCAGACCCAGAAGUGGAUUUUUCCGAUGUGGAACUACUUCCCCCUCCAGUUCUGUAUGCAGAUAGUCUGUGACAGGCCGGCCAGCCAAGUGACCCCACACAUCUCACCUAGCCCUUCAGGAAAUACAGCAUGAUAUCCAGAUAAACCGCAGUCAUUACCGACUCCAACUAGAGCUCAAGAUCAAACAGCCUCUGGGGGGUUUUCCGGCAUGUUUCUUUUGAUAGGCUGUCUUGUUUUGAUGUUGGGGUGAUGUUUGAGUCAUUUCUCUGUUAAUAUUGUUAGUGAAGUAUGUGGGACCCUUUUUCUCAGUCACAUUAUUUCUGUCUGUUUUUGCAGUGUGGUUGCUUAUGCGUUUCCAUUGCAUGUGUACUGUUAUGCACAUCGUUUGAACUUUUUCUUGUUUUACAUUGAGAACAGUAAAUAGUGUUUCUGUUUAUUGCCCUUGCUCUGUACGGAAAUGGGAAACAAAGUUCUCUAGUCUCCACUUUCAGUAACACAUUGGUGAAAAUGUGCAUGUGUUUUGAUUAUGGUGCAUUGGUCAAGAGUAUGUGUUAUAAUCGUUUUUUGGUCUCAUUGCACUUUUUUGUCUAAUAUAUAUUUGUUUGUUUCCUGUUUUUGACGUUCAGUAGUACAUAAGGUUCUGAAUAGCAUCAAAUAAAUGGUGAGUCAUAUUCCA
Molecule: messenger RNA, 3575 nt
Organism: Esox lucius (northern pike)
Lineage: Eukaryota; Metazoa; Chordata; Actinopteri; Esociformes; Esocidae
Exons: 19
Coding region: 200-2971 (923 amino acids)
Biological process (GO): T cell receptor signaling pathway; integrin-mediated signaling pathway; protein localization to plasma membrane
Cellular component (GO): plasma membrane
Molecular function (GO): protein binding
Source: RefSeq, a predicted model, not a curated record